Molecule: messenger RNA, 2483 nt
Organism: Prunus avium (sweet cherry)
Lineage: Eukaryota; Viridiplantae; Streptophyta; Magnoliopsida; Rosales; Rosaceae
Gene: EIL3
Product: ETHYLENE-INSENSITIVE3-like 3
Cellular component (GO): nucleus
Molecular function (GO): DNA binding; DNA-binding transcription factor activity
Source: RefSeq, a predicted model, not a curated record
CAUUUGUGACACCCUUUGAUUAUGGCCGCCUAGCAAUUUGCAAUUCGCAACUCGCAAACUCGCAUAGAAUCACUUUCUCUCUCUAAAUUAUUUUAUCUCUCUUCCUUCAAUUUAGCAUUGAAUUUCCAGCCCUUUUAAUUCCAAGCAAACCAUAUUUGGUUUCAUUUCCCUUAUUUGGAUUCACCGUACUAUCGCUUAUAUUGUCAGCUUCUUCACCAAAAGAAGAAGAGAGAGAGAGGAUUCAAAUUCAAUAACCGAAAAUAAGAAAAAAAGCCCAGACUUUUAGGGUUUGCACUCUUUGGAUGCAAAUUAAGAUUAGAUGGGUGACGUUGAAGAGAUUGGACCUGAUAUUAGUUCGGAUAUAGAAGAAGACUUAAGGUGUGAAAAUAUUGCGGAUAAAGAUGUCAGUGACGAAGAGAUUGAAGCUGAAGAGUUGGAGAAACGAAUGUGGAAGGAUCGAAUCAAACUCAAAAGGCUCAAAGAAAAAGAAAAACAGAAACUUGAAGCUCAACAAGCUGCAGAAAAGCAGAAGCCCAAGCAGACAUCUGAUCAGGCUCGAAGAAAGAAAAUGUCAAGAGCACAAGAUGGGAUUCUCAAGUAUAUGUUGAAGCUGAUGGAAGUGUGUAAAGCUCGUGGUUUUGUGUAUGGUAUCAUUCCUGAGAAGGGAAAGCCAGUGAGCGGUGCUUCUGAUAACAUCAGAGCUUGGUGGAAAGAAAAGGUGAAGUUCGAUAAGAAUGGGCCUGCAGCCAUAGCCAAGUAUGAGGCGGAGUGUCUCGCCAUGAGUGAUGCAGAUAAUAGUCGAAAUGGAAAUUCUCAGAGCAUCCUCCAAGAUCUACAAGAUGCAACUCUUGGUUCUCUAUUGUCUUCUUUGAUGCAACACUGCGACCCCCCUCAAAGGAAGUAUCCAUUAGAAAAGGGAAAUCCACCACCUUGGUGGCCGACAGGAAAUGAAGAUUGGUGGGUCAAAUUGGGGCUACCCCAUGGUCAGAGUCCUCCUUAUAAGAAGCCGCACGACUUAAAGAAGCUGUGGAAAGUCGGAGUGUUAACAGCUGUGAUAAAGCAUAUGUCACCUGAUAUCGCAAAGAUAAGGAGGCAUGUCCGCCAGUCAAAAUGCUUACAGGAUAAAAUGACAGCGAAGGAGAGUGCAAUUUGGUUAGGGGUUCUAAGCCGAGAGGAAUCCCUCAUUCGGCAGCCUAGUAGUGAUAAUGGGACAUCGGGCAUAACUGAGACGCCACAAAGUAGCCGUGGUGGAAAGCAAGCUGCUGCUAGUAGUAACAGUGACUAUGAUGUUGAUGGUACUGAUGAUGGGGUAGGGUCUGUUUCAUCCAAAGAUGAUAGGAGGAACCAGCCGAUGGAUCUAGAGCCAUCAAGCAAUCUUUGCAAUAACACUCCUAAUCAUGUCCAAGAUAAAGAGCGAGGUGAAAAGCAACCAAGGAGAAAAAGGCCCCGCAUCAGAGCAAGCCCUGUUGGACAACUUCCUGCACCAUCUCAUAAUGAGAAUAUACAUCUUGGACCAAGAAAUGAUUUGCCUGAUAUAAACCAUACUGAUGUACAGAUGAUUGGAUUUCGGGUUCAUGACAAUCAACAGGAAAAUGGUACAAACACAACUUUACGGCCGCUGGAGAAGGAUCUUGAUAUCCAAGGACAAUUACCAGCAUCUGAGUUUAACUACUACUCUGCUGUACCUUCAGACAACGUAAUUUCAACACAGGGCAUGCAUGUGGGUGGAACACCCAUGCUUUAUAAUGGGGUGCAAGAUGCUGAGGUGCAUCGUGGAGAUAAAUUUAACGCUUAUAAUCAAUCAGCAGAAUAUCCGCCCAGUCAUGACCAGCUGCCGUCUCAGAUUGUGAUGAAUGAACCGCAGAUUAGACCAGCAGAUGGAGCCCAUAUACCAACAGUACAUAGAAAUGGAAGUGAAAUUGCUGGAGGUGAUUUGCCAUAUUAUGUAAAGGACACAUUUCAGAGUGAGCAAGACAGAACUGUUAAUGCUAACUUUGGGUCUCCAAUUGAUAGCCUGUCAUUAGAUUAUGGAUUAUUCAACAGUCCAUUCCACUUUGGAAUUGAUGGAAGUGGUUCAUUAGAUGACCUUGAGCUUGAAGAAAUGAUGGAAUACUUUGCGGCAUAACUUAUUAGGUCCUAUGUCACAUAGCUUAGAAUGUAAGUCAUGUUUCUGUCUUAUAUGUUACGUUAUUUAUAACUUGUGUCCAGAUGUUUCUCAUCUUGUUAAUAACUUGUGUUCACAAUUUGAUCAAGAUUCUUAUUUCUCAGUGUUUCUCAUACUUCCUUGUUUAUAACUUUGUUCAGAAUUUGAUCAAGAUUCUUAUUGUUAUAAAUGUUAUUUUUAUUUAGGGACUGAAAAAUUGUUGCAUUCUUUGCCCACCUGGGAUAAAGUCCGGUACUGUGUGUUGGACAUAUUCUCAUCUGGGUUUUAUCAUUUGUGUAUUCCAAGACUGUAAGUUAUGAUUAUAAUUUUUUUGAACUCA